GUGUCAUGAAUGCAUUGGCCAGAGGAGGUUUUAUUGGGCAAGAAAUUCUACGGUAUAGAGCCGAGCAUUGAUUCCAUACCGGCACUCAGACAAGAGCCACACGCUCUUCCCUGACAUGUGUUACGGAGAGACUGUGUGUGUGUGCGUGUAGUCUCUGCCACGAUUUUUGGGAUCGUUAUAUAACGCUGUUCAAAUGGUGUCUGUGGUGACAUUCCAUCCUGUCUGUCUCGCGGGGUGACAGCUGGUGAUUCCCUCGGAAAUAUUGCCUUAAAUCGUCUGCCAGUCCUUUCGUUUACAACGAUUUAAAGGCCGUCAGUUCGUGUUCCCGAGGAAAGUGGAAAAAAAACUAAACCCGGUUAGUGACUGUGGGCGGUCUGUGAUCUGGAAAAUGAAAUUGACAGCGAUUAAUAUCGGACGGUAAAGGAUGAAAAGGUAAAGGUAGACGAUUUCAAAGACACUCUGACAUUUUGUGAGCGUUACUUUUGAUGAUUGAAGUUCGUAAAUGCAAUCGAAUGUUUUGCGGUUCAGUGAGAGGUGUUCAGAGGUAGAGAACUGUUAGUCGGUUUGCUUGUUUGUUUUGUUCAAUAAAAGAAAAAAGAGGCUGUGAUGGUGUAGUGUGAAUGUAACCAAUUUGCCGACACAAACUUGGCCCGGUAAAGCAUUGAUUAGACAUCCGGACCAGACUUAGCUGUUGCAGAAUGUCUUCAGUGACCGGUUGAGAACAGGACAAGACACUCUUGAGAACUAGACGUCCAAACUCCGCUGAUCAUUCUGUUCUUUGCUUCCUGGAUAUUUUGAUAAGUGAUAGAAAAAAAAGUGAUUUAGCGAAUUACCCCAAAACAAAUAUUUCUGCUCCACAAUUGAGUGAUGAAUAAUGUAACAAUGUAGAAAAAAAUAUAUGAUAUACAAGGAAAACGAUCAAAGACAGGAAGCAAAACUAGAAAAGGGGAAUAACAAUAAGCUUAAUCCUCUAGAUAUCGUUUUAAAAAAACCUACCCUAGAAAUAACACCGUUGCCAGUUAACGUUAUAGAUAUUACGUUCAGUUAAUAGAAAAUUCCGUUAGCAUAAGAAACCAAAGCAUCUCCUUCUCCUACCGCCGGGAUGACUCUAAAGGUGUCCUUACUGCUCGUCAUGGCCGUGACCUUCGGCCACCUCCCCUACAGCGAGCUCCUGAACCCUUCGGAGGUUGGAGCCCACACCCUCGGCGACAGAUUCAAGGCGGUCCGGGAGAAGGGCGCCGCCGACGAACUCCUCCUACAGAAGGAGAAGUACUACGGCCAGGGCCACGUCCCCAUCGCCCACGAAGUGGACAAGACGAAGCACGAGGAGACCCAGGAGAAGGAAGAAAAGGACAGGGAGAAGUGGAAGACCAAGUACUUAGUGGCGAAGGGGGACGGGGGAGGUGGGGGGGACGAGGAAGAGGGCGAGGAAGGAGAAGAGAGGAUGAUGAACGAAGAAGCCAACAGAAGAGUAGAUGACAGAAGAGAAGAAGAGAAACAUGAUAAAGGUAGUCAGCAGAAGGCAUCACCUAUUCCAACGCGGCAUCCUCCCGACAGGACGGAGUCGGCCAGGACCAGCCCCAAGCAUCCGCCAUCUUCGAGAAAUGCCGGCAUGCAGAUUUCACUUCAGUAUUACGCCAACUUCCUCAACUUCUACCUCCCGAAUUUGAAGAAGGCCAACCCGGACUGCAAGAGGGACUUGCACGCGCUCUCUUACGGCUUAUUCCACAUCGAGGAAUAUCUCAGGAAGGGCUGGCUGUGGCCGCUCAAGUUGAUUGACUCCUGGGGGAAAACGGCAGACGGCAUCUUAGACGGGAACUUCAAUUUCAUGGGCUUCUUCAAGGAGUGCAUCAACAUCCAAGUGAAUCUCCCGAGCGAGGGUGACGAGCCGAAGGCUGAUUUCGUCGGCAAAUAUUGCACUAUCGUCUAUAAACACUCUUCCGUCAAUGGAAGCGAGUACCAAGGUCGCCAUCCACUGAAGGUCCCUGGUAUUUCGGCCAGCGUCCAGUAUGUGCCUGCAAUGUUCUACUCGACCUGUUUGCCAUCGACCUGUACUGAAGCAGAACUCGAGGAAUCUGUAGCGGAGACGCUGAACCAAUCACAGUUCAGAGUGAGCACUGUUAGGUGCCAGACGAAGGACCAACAUCAUGAUUUGACAGCUGGGGAGAUAUUCGGAAUCAUUUUCUUCUCAAGUAUCGGGAUACUUUUGUUGGCGGCAUCUGUGAUUGAUGUCUGGGCCGAAUACUUUUCUGAUGGAACCAUUAGACAAGGACCCGUCAGAUACCUUUUGGCUUUUUCGGUGCCUUGCAACCUGCAGAAGUUGUUUCAUCUAGAAACGACUCGAAAUCCACAGGUGAUCUCCUGCCUUCAUGGUCUAAGAUUUCUAUCAAUAUGCUGGGUUGUGUUAGGUCACCAGUACGCUUACAGUGCGACCUUAGCUUCCAACCUUGCUGAAUUACCUCAGAUGAUGAAUAAAGUCUCCUUCCAAAUGAUCGCCAACGGGGACGUGAGUGUGGACACCUUCUUCUUCAUGAGCGGCCUCCUGGUCUGUUACACCUUCUUGAACCAGAUGAAGAGGUCCAGGUCUUUCAGUGCACCCGUUUAUUACCUCCACAGAUUUCUCAGGUUGUUCCCACCAAUCGCCAUCGCCUGCGCUUUCCUAGCCACUCUCUCGAGCUUCCUAGUUACGGGACCUCUUUCCUGGUACUACGAGGACUACCUCAUGAAAGGAUGCCGGCACUCCUGGUGGAUGGACGUCACUUUCAUUAGCAACUUUGUCUUCCCUCACUUGGCCGAGAUGAACAAGACGAACGAAGCGGCUUCGUGUCUGCCUCAUUGUUGGUUCACAGCCGUAGACAUGCAACUAUACAUCAUUACACCCCUGAUCCUCCUACCGUUGCACUACUGGGAGAAAAGAGGACUGAUUCUGUUGGGUGUAUGGACUGCGGCUUCCUUUAUCAUCCCUGCUGCCAUCACGGGAGCUUACGAUUUGUGGCCUUCUAGUAUGCUAAUACAGGAUCCGGCAGCAAGUCUUCAAUAUAACUACAAGGCUUACUUGAUGCCUUGGUGUCGAGCAGGUCCUUAUGUAGUUGGCAUCGCUGUUGGAUAUGUGAUUCACAUAGCCAGGGAUUCCCCAAGCGUCACUAGAUUAAGCAAGGCUCAAGUCAUCGUUGGGUGGGUGGCAACAACGGCUGUGGCGCUGAGCAUCAUCUUCGGCAUCGAGAGGUACAACAAAGUGAAAUUACCCGGUACUCCACCCGAGAUGUCCUUGGCCGAGUCUGUCCUGUACGGAGGGUUCCACAGGGCUGUGUGGGGGGUGGUCGUCGGAUGGAUCGUCCUGGCUUGCCACUGGGGCUACGGAGGUCCUAUCAACUGGCUUUUGUCACAUCCUUUAUGGCAGCCUCUGAGUAGACUCACGUAUUGUAUUUACUUGACUUCGUUGCCAAUUCAGCUUGCAAUCUUGUCAGCCACCGUAAGACCAUCCUACUUCAGUAAUCUUACAAAGCUGGAAGAAACCUGCGGGGUGCUUCUCAUCACCAUCAUGGUCUCAGUCGUCCUUACCUUGGUGUCAGAGGCGCCCAUUUUGAGACUUGAAAAAUUGUUACUGGAGCCCUUUAUGGCAUCGAGACGCUCUGCUGGCCUCACCUCCACCCGCCAGCUGACUGUGGCCAUUGACGACAAGUCGGACUGCGAAGACUCGCCUCGUCACAUGCCCUCUGUCCAGUACUCCUCCUACCAUGGACCCCAGGCAUGAAGCCCAGUGAAACUCCCUAAGCUUUAAACCAUUACCUAAAUUUCUCUUUAUAUGGGAUAUUUGUUCUUAUUUGCUGUGCAAAAAAGACUUUAAGGACGAGAACUAAGUUGGUUAUGAAUAGAUGUAAUGAAUGGUGUAUUUCAAAAUUUAAACCACCAUCUGAAAUAUAUAUAUAUAUAUAUAUAUAUAUAUAUAUAUAUAUAUAUAUAUAUAUAUAUAUAUAUAUAUAUAUACAUGUAUACCUAUUUGUAUUAUACAUAUGGGAUGUGGAUGAAAUAAUAUACAUAUACAUGCAUACAAUUAUCUUGUGUGUGUGUAUGUGUGUGUAGGUGUGUGUUUAUAUCCAGUAGAACAGUGGUAUGUCUGAGCACUGUUUAAAUCCUCCUAGCCUAACCAAACCCAGCCUCUAUUCUCAUGCCAUAUCCCCUUGGAACAAGGGAUUUGGUACUUUUUUUUGUGCCUUUAUCUAGUCAAAAUCUAAAGACAAAAAAAGAAGAAGAAUAACAAUGGGGCUUAACCCCAGAGGAUACAGGAGACAUACCAGCCUCCCUCUUCAUAAAUAGAGUUCUGUAGAAUUCACUAAGAAUGGUUGUGGCACGAGUACAUAGCGUGGAAACGCCACAAACAUAGUUGUUUAGCUAUCCGGGAUUACCAAUCUGCAAAGAUUAAUGAGGGAGGAGCAAUAGUUGGUGUUAAACGGCUACACAAGAGGAAUCAGGGACAGGGUCCUAAGGUCACACUAUGAAAGUUGAACGGGAGUGUUUCAUUUUCAUUUCAACCCUUACCGCACAGUGCGCAAACCUUACUCCCGGACAUACUGCUGUCAUACUUACUCCAUAUUGUUGAUCUUUCAUAUCACAGAUAAAUCAAACUGUAGAUGUUAUUUUCACUAUUGUGUUAGUGUAGUUCAGGAUGUUUCCAACAGCCAAAUCUCUCUGAAAUCAGUGCGCCAGUACAGGGACACCUGUUUCAGAAGUUUGAAUGCUGAUCACUUCAGAAUCGGUUAUUAGAACAUUAGCAAUAAUUUAACUGCCCCCUGACCAUUUUUGGAAGCUGUGAUUAUCACUAUUAUCGUGAAGCUGUGAACACUAAUACUACGACUUCUACUACUACUACUACUACUACUACUGGUAAUUUUACUACUACUACUUCUAUUACUAUUGCUUCUGCUGUUGUGGUUCCUGAUACUAUUACUCUCCUUAAUCAUAGCAUUAUUAUUAUCAUUAUUUAGAAUUCUAGUAACAACGAAGUGGAAAGUAUUCCGUGCUUGUUGAUAUUUCGCAUACGAAGUUGAUCAUUGUUUCAUCAGCACAGGUGGAAGCUAGUCUUGCACUGCUCAGUCACGAAUAAUUAUCUCCCUGAAUCCUGACCGUGACAUUUCUCGUGAGGGGACGUUUUAGGAAUGUAGUGGAUAGUCUUCGCUGUGUUAUUAGUUUUAAGAAUUUGUUGUUCUGUUAUUUGUUAUCAAGCCUUAGGGAUAUUUGUUAUUUCUCAGCUCACUGUAAUUUUAACCUGGAUGUUUGUUGACUCUUCUGGGCACGGAUGGUGCUCAAAUAUAUCAAUUUUCCAUGGGGUUAUGCAUAGUUGUAGUGUCUAGACGCUAGAUUCUACAGGAAUUGUAGAAUAAGAUGAAUAUAGUAUUUGUAUAGUGUCAAAGCUGCUGCUAGAAGAUAGAGCAGAUGCUCUUCAAGAUUGAAGACCAGCGGUGUUGGUAGCAUUUUAUGACUACCAAUCUCUCAAACUUCUUUGAAAAAAUAGCCAGUUUUUGCCUCCUGAGCAUGGCUGUACACCAUUUCAUUUCAUUUCCAAAAGACCCUUAAAGGAGGAUUGAAUUUUAAGAGCUUUUUAAUCAAAGUUAACCAAAGUGAAAAAUGUAAGUUAUCCAAUAACUGACCCAUGAUAUAUCGUCAUUUCAUUUCGCUUAAAUGAACGCAUUUUUUAACAUAAUGGGCUUCCAUAACAUACGAAAUCUGAUUCUUUUUUUAAGGUUACAGUAGACCAUUUUAAGCCCAGAACUGAAGUAUGGAUUUCUUGUCCGUAUUCGAGCAUUGAAGAAAAUGCUUCUAGCCUCACUUUAUCAACAUUACUAAAUAUGCCUCUGAUAUUUAUAU
This is a messenger RNA of Macrobrachium nipponense, 5865 nucleotides long. RefSeq names its product nose resistant to fluoxetine protein 6-like. The record is from RefSeq and is a predicted model, not a curated record. Bases 1103 to 3754 code for a protein of 883 amino acids. NCBI's taxonomy places the organism in Eukaryota, Metazoa, Arthropoda, Malacostraca, Decapoda, Palaemonidae. The transcript is spliced from 17 exons. Gene Ontology annotation, molecular function: acyltransferase activity, transferring groups other than amino-acyl groups.